Molecule: messenger RNA, 733 nt
Organism: Pteronotus mesoamericanus
Lineage: Eukaryota; Metazoa; Chordata; Mammalia; Chiroptera; Mormoopidae
Gene: DPY30
Product: dpy-30 histone methyltransferase complex regulatory subunit
Exons: 5
Coding region: 167-466 (99 amino acids)
Cellular component (GO): Set1C/COMPASS complex
Source: RefSeq, a predicted model, not a curated record
AGCUCCCUUUACCCUUUUCACCACUUCUUGUAGGAUCUUGGGAUCGUGGAGCUUCCGGACCUGAUGCGGGCACCCGGUCGUGGACUGUCUCACCCUGCUUCUCUACUGCUCGGGGUGAUCCCGCGCCCAGACUGGUAUCCGGGGACUGUGACUUGCAGGGUCCGCCAUGGAGCCAGAGCAGAUGCUGGAGGGACAGACGCAGGUUUCAGAAAAUCCUCACUCUGAGUACGGUCUCACGGAUAAUGUCGAGAGGAUAGUAGAAAAUGAGAAGAUUAAUGCAGAAAAGUCAUCAAAACAGAAAGUGGAUCUCCAGUCUUUGCCAACUCGUGCCUACCUGGACCAGACUGUUGUGCCUAUCUUAUUACAAGGACUUGCUGUGCUUGCAAAGGAAAGACCACCAAAUCCCAUUGAAUUUCUAGCAUCAUAUCUUUUAAAAAACAAGGCACAGUUUGAAGAUCGAAACUGACCUACUGGGAAGAACAGAAAUAUUUGGUUUCUACUAUAGAUUUACAUGAUUAAGAGGCAGCUUUAAUUGCCAUGAUUUCUCCCCUCCCCCAACCAUUUUGAAAGUAUAAGAACCUUCAGGGUAACAACUUGUUACUGGAGUUGCAGAAGAAAACCUAUUUCCCUUAUUUUGAUUUAAUCACCAUACUUAUUUAAUGAGUGUAUUAUGUGCAAUUUUUUCUCAGAUUGUCUUUAACUUUGUUUUUAAAAUGACCUUCAAAAUAAACUG